AUGUCCUUAUGCCACAAAGCAACAAUAGAAAAUACGCACGUGUAUGCUUUCUUGUCCAUGGGGCAUGUGCUCUUGCCGAUUCCUCGGUUGUCAAACACGCAUACCUCCCUGCCUACCGGUCGGCCCUGCACACUGCAGGAGGGGCGGCGGCGUUGUCAUCCGAGCCAGCGGCUGGUGCUGCAGCGGAAGGAUAAGGUGGUGCAGCGGAGGGAGACGGCGGUGCAGUGGAGGGAGAAGGCGGUUCAGCGGAGGGAGAAGGCGGUUCAGCGGAGGGAGAAGGCGGUUCAGCAGAGGGAGAAGGCGGUUCAGCGGAGGGAGAAGGCGGUGCAGCGGAAGGAGAAGGCGGUGCAGCAGAGAGAGAAGGCGGUGCAGCAAAACGUGCUGCAUCGGAAGUUUCACUUGUCCGUCAUCGCUGCAUUCUUCCCUUUUCGCACUCGCUCCGUUGUUUCUCUUCCCAUCGCUUGCAUUUGA
Messenger RNA from Closterium sp. NIES-65, 471 nucleotides. The record is from the annotation of a GenBank genome assembly. Lineage: Eukaryota; Viridiplantae; Streptophyta; Zygnematophyceae; Desmidiales; Closteriaceae.